UCGCUCAACGCUCAUUCGUUGUUCUCUGGUCGCGCGGUGCGGUUGUGCGAUAUACUUCGUAGUUGUAGUGGUGCGCCAACAACCAGUCUACCUGCCGAACGCAAUUUUCGUCGCUUCAAAUUCAAUUCAGAGUGUGUUUUUUAGCCAUUAAUGAAUCUACAUAUAUGUAUGAAAUAGAAAUUAUACAGUGUGUGUUCGUAAAAUAUUAAAUUUUAACGGAUUAUCGAAAGCAUUGUUGCAAUUAUAUUUGAAAAAAAAAAAAAUAUCUACGAACGGACGUGUGUGUGUGUUUUUAGCUACGUUUUAAGUUAGUGAUUUCCGCAGUUUAAAAAAAUUAUAAAAAUUCCAUGCAGUUGUGAAACACUCUCGAAAAUUAAACAUUCUCGUGUGCUCAUAAAAACGUGACAUUUUGCAUUUAUUGUAAUAUUAUUAUGCCAUAAUUUUUUCUUUAAACGCUACACCUCUCACUCCCUCGAAACACAGUUAAAACUCGCUAAGUGUGCCUUUAAUCAUAACACCAACUCACUAAGUAACCGUGCAAUCCAGCCAGCCAGCCAGCCAACAACCGUUGUACACCUCAAAACCUCCCUCUUGCUCAGCACAUACGCCCGUAGAAAGCACUGCCUGCAGCCCUCCGCACAGGCCACACGAAUUACAUGUGUUCAUAUAUGCAGCGGCGACGUCGUUAACCUUGUUGCUGCCAUAGCAAACCGGCAAACAGCACGAAAAGUAGCAAAUUUCGGAAAAAAAUAAAAAUUUUUUGUUUACACUGAACCAACCCGCCGGAAAGCCCCGCGGCGCGCUCCCAGUACACAUCGUCAACGUUACAGCCGGCAUUUCGGUUAGACACUUUUGCGUGCGUUCAAUAUUUAUUUGCAAAUAAUGAUGCAACAUUCAUAUUAACAACAACUACAACAACAACAACCAAGUGUAGUGUCAAUACAAAGCAAUAACAAUUAGCGUAUUCGCGAGACUAGGGUGUUGUCGAUACAAGUGCGCGUGUAUAAGUGUGUUAAAAUCAUACGCAAACACAGACGAGAAGACACCAAAAAAGCAGUGUAGAAAGAUAAAAAACGAAAAUCAAAAAUAGAAAAAAAAUCAGCGUUACGCAUACAGUAGCAAGAGCAAUAAAUAGCAGCUCACAAGUUUUGCUGAUAAAAGUGUCGAAGUCAGCCGCGCUAACUCUAACACAAUCAGCCACAUUUUCAAGAAGUUCGUGAAUUUGACGCGUCUCACAGCAUUAUGCAACGUCUCAGCAGAACUUUAAGUGCUGCUCCCAGCAAAGCGAUGAUCUCCAAAGCCCAGCAGCGCGCACGGUCUGCAGCCGCUUCUAAAAAAUAUUUUCAUUUCGAUUUCUGCACAUACGCGUUGUUGUCGUAUCUAAUUGUAUUGCUGUUCUGUGUGGGUGUCCAUGCAGAAGGUUUCACCAACGCAAGAGGUUAUACCAACGUGACCGAUGAUUUGCUGGACAUCGAAAUACCACACCCACACGCCUUGUCUGCAGAAUCAUCGGUCAUCGAUCAGUUUAUGCCGAACUGCACAAAAGUGGCACCUGUCUUCAAGGCGCGCGGCAUCGAUCAGGGAGAGUUGCCACUCAAGCCCAAUAAUGAAAUGGGUCUGCGCUACUGUGAAACACCCUCAGUUGGCACUUGUUGCACCUUCAAUAUGGAAACGCGUCUGGCGCUGCAAUCGCGCAUGCAUCUGGAGAAGCAAUCCAAGGAGCAGAUUACGAAGCUGUCGAAUGCUUUGGCGGCGAAAGCGCAGAAAUAUAAUUCCAUCUUCCGUAAGCUCUUGGGCGAAUCGAAAGAGGAGUUCCACAAAAUGUUCACACGCACCUACGGCGUCAUCUAUCAGCAAAAUUCCUAUGUGUUCUCCGAUUUAUUCAAUGAAUUGGAAAAUUAUUACACGCGCGGACGCAUCGAUCUGCUGGAAGUGAUGGACAAAUUCUUCAACACGCUCUACCAGAAGAUGUUCCAAGUGCUCAACGGACAAACGUUCGAAGAGAAAUUCCUGAAAUGCGUCAGCGAACAUAUGAAAGAACUGAAACCCUUCGGUGAUGUGCCCGAUAAGCUGGCUGUACAAAUCAAACGUUCCUUUGUGGCGACGCGCACCUACUGGCAAGCGCUGCAUACAGCCGCCGAAGUGUCGAAGAAGAUGAUGAAUGUGCGCCUCAAUGCCGACUGCACGGCCGCGCUCACGAAAAUGCAACACUGUGGCGCCUGCAAGGGCUAUGCGGAAAAGCCCUGCACGAACUACUGCGUGAAUGUGAUCAAAGGCUGUUUGCAUUAUGUGCACGAAUUCGACACGGAAUGGGAGAAUUUCGCCAUCGCCAUGGACAAGGUCGCCGAACGGCUGCUGGGCUCAUUCAAUAUUGUCAUGGUUGUCGAGCCGAUUAAUAUCAAAAUCUCCGAGGCGAUUAUGAAUUUCCAGGAAUCCAGUCAGUCAAUCACCUCGCGCGUCUUCGAGGGCUGCGGACGCCCUAGCAUCGGUCGCACGCGUCGCUCGGUCAGUCCCAAAUUCAGUCAACCCAUCGCCGUCCCACACCAACAGCCAUCAUCUGUGAUUUUGACCAGCUCCGAUUCGAAAGUGAUACGCAAACGCGCCACGCUCGAGGUGCCCGCGGAGCAAAUCGAGUCGGACAUCUUGGACAUUGACGCGGACGUCGAUGAUGCGAUUGUGUUGCGUGAACGACGCGCUGCUGAGCCCAUCUCGGAGGAGCAGAGCGCGGAUGGCGAUAAGGCAAAUGAGGAUGUGGGCACCAGCGUUGGUGCGGCGGGCAAUGGUGGCGGACGCGGUGGUGGCAAGCGACGCAAGAAUCAGCAGAACCGCAAGAACGACGAUGACAAUGGACACGAUCCGAAUCUGGAUAAGUUGGUGCGCGAGAUUAGACAGCGUGUGAAGGAGUCGAAGAAGUUCUGGUCCAAUCUGCCGCAUCAGAUUUGCAGCAACGAUGAGAUCUCCACGUCUUCCGAUGUCGAUGGCAUGUGCUGGAAUGGACACACGAUCGAUAGGUAUAUGCAUCCUGUGACCACCGAGCAGACCCGCAACCCCGAAUUCCCCGGCAAUCCAGCAACCACGAGUCAAACAUCGCAAGUGGCCACACAACUCUUCUACCUGAAGAAUGUCAUCAAUCAUCUGCGCAAUGCGUACAAUGGUCAGGAUGUAGAUUGGAGCGAUCAAGAAGAUGCUCUCUAUGGCAGCGGCGCUGGCUCUGGUGCAGGCAGCGACGACGAGGAUGACGAUGAGGGCUCUGGACUGAGCGGCGGUCCAUUUACACCACCACACCUGAAACCCACCGACCGUCCGGGCUCCAUGCCGGCGAACAAUAUCGACGACGAGGACGAAGAAGACGUGGAGGAGCGUCGCAUUACGGACUCCUCGCAUACAACACGUCCCAAGUAUACCGGCAGCGCUGGUACAGCUGAUGGUGCGGCUGCUGGCGGUGACACGAACUCUAUCGACGAGGACGAGGAUGAUGUCGACGAUAAUGAUUUGAACGAGCAGAAGGGCGGCAGUGAGAAUGCGGGCGCGAAGACUGCACCUAAAAUGUCUUUGCGGCGCGCGUUGUUGUUGUAUCUGCUGCCGCUCUAUAUGGCGUGGUUUGGCGGUGUUGUUGCCGAUAUGCUGUGAUUCGUUGUUGUUGCUAGUGCUUAAGUGCGGUCGAUUUAAGGACACGGGCAAAUGGUGUGGCGUGGUAGGAGUGCGUCGAAUUUUUAUGAAUUUUAAUUUGUAUUUUGUGAGGUUAAGUGCAGUCGAGUGUCAGGGGAGUGGAAAAUGUGUGCGCAGAGUGUGGUAUAAAAAUAGCGUAGCAUGCUUUUAGGCGUCAAAAGUGAUUUCGGCGUUUAUUUCAAGGAAUUUUCAAAAUAUUUUGUCAAAAUGCAACUAAAAUAUGUUACGUAAGCUUCCUUUUAGCAAUUCAAUUUUGAUAGACGCUUUAAUUUUUUUUAAUUUAAAUUUUAGUAUAAAAAUUUAUAAUUUUGGUUUAUUGCUUUUUUAUGCCAUACUCAAGCCGCUUGAAUUUCAACACAAAAUUCCAUCGCUCAAGCACUUAGCAAGUUAUUACCUAGAAGAUUUCCGUAAAUUUCGACCAAUGUUUGGCAUGCUGCAAUUUUGUGUAUUUUCAAUGUUUCAUUGUAACAUACUUUUAGGCGCUUUAGUAAUUUAAAAUGAAGAAAACUCGAACAAAAGCCUAGCAAUGAAGUUCAAAAACUGUCAAAGACCUUCCAACACUACUCGAAUGUUAGUGGAAGCUAUGUGAAGGUCUACUUUUAGGCGCAUUUCUAUGUAAACUUGUAUUAUAAUUACUUAUUUUUUUGCGAAUUUUAUGCACAACACCAACAACAAGAACAAACAUGUUUUAGCAUAAGAAUGAAGAGAAAAUUAUGAAUUGAACUUGAAGCGAAGCAAAUCAUUUAUAUACGUAAACAAGAAAACAGUUAUAAAAAGUUCAAUAGCUGAUAAGAGCAUAAAAUUAAUAAUGAAUUAACUUAAAUUAAAAUUAAAAUUAAAAUUAAUACUUAUGUACCAGCAAUUAUCCUUAAAAGUACAUGCAAAAUGGCGUUGAGUGUGUGUGGGUGUGUGUAUGAGGCGAGUACGAGUAUAUGCAUUUGUGUGUGUGUGUGUAAACUGUGUGAUUGCCGGAGUGUGUGUGUGUGCGUGUUAAUUUUGUAGAACUUUUUUUAGAAAUUUCUUUCUUUCAUACUAAAUUUUUGUUGUAAACGCAUGUCCGUUAAGUGCAUAUUUCUGUAUUAUAUUUAAACCACUAUAAACUGCAAAAAAAAAAAACAAAAAAAAAAUUGUGUGAAAAAUAAUGAUAUAUAAGUGUGUUGAAAAGUGUAGUAGCAUUUUAGGCGCUUUAAUGAAUAAUGAAGUAUUUAACAUAUAAGCAUAUAAUAAUUUAUAUAUUAUAUAAAUACAUUUUCUAAUAAAAACAAACUGAUAUAAUUAUGUAUUAAAAUAACUGUAAAUUGAUUUUUUUUUUAAUUUUUGCAAUUGUGUGCGUUUUGAAAUGGGUAAAAAUGGUAUAAAACUGAAAAAAUAAAUACUGUAAGCUAGGCAUAACUGUAAAUUGAUUUUUUUUUAAUUUUUGCAAUUGUGUGCAUUUGAAAUGGGUAAAAAUUUAAUAAAACUGAAAAUAAAAAUACUGUAAGAUAGGCAUAACGGCACUUUAGGGAAGUCUUAGAAUACGAAAAUGUUUCAAAAUAUAUUU
This is a messenger RNA of Zeugodacus cucurbitae (melon fly), 5209 nucleotides long. It is a transcript of the gene dlp, whose product is annotated as glypican-6. The transcript has 8 exons. Gene Ontology annotation, cellular component: synapse; extracellular region; plasma membrane. Bases 1243 to 3630 code for a protein of 795 amino acids. NCBI's taxonomy places the organism in Eukaryota, Metazoa, Arthropoda, Insecta, Diptera, Tephritidae. Gene Ontology annotation, biological process: regulation of protein localization to membrane; regulation of signal transduction; cell migration. The record is from RefSeq and is a predicted model, not a curated record.